AUGUCUUCUUCCCUUCUUCAUCCGCCCAGUCAGUUGCCCCCUAUUGUAGCCUUGCAGCAUUCACAACAAGCUCCAGCUAUACUUGGGAAGUCUACAGGUGCUAUCUCAACCUCUCUUUUCCAAUCUCUACUCUCUGCCCCCGAAACAUCUGAAUUAUGGACUACAUAUGAAAAUCUCUUAUUAUCAUGUCUUCGGACUGGAGACGACGAGUCAGCCCAUCAAUGCCUCGCAAGACUAGUGAAUAGGUUUGGCAAUGACAACGAACGUAUCAUGGCCUUGAAAGGUCUCCUUAAAGAAGCCGAUGCUAGCGAUUCCGCUACUUUAAAUGUUAUCCUGAAAGAAUAUGAGCAGAUCUUACAGGACAACCCAACUAAUAUCCCCAUUUUAAAGCGCCGCGUGGCCUUGUUGCGGUCUAUUGGACGGACCCCUGAGUCUGUCAGUGUUCUGAUAUCGCUUCUCGAUAUCUCCCCUACGGACGCAGAGGCGUGGGCUGAGCUUGCCGACCUCUAUUUUUCACAAGGACUAUACUCUCAAGCCAUAUUCGCGCUUGAAGAGGUUCUUGUUCUGCAGCCAAAUGCUUGGAAUGUACACGCUCGUCUGGGCGAAGUAUUAUUCAUUGCUGCAAAAUCGUCAGAUAACGCAGGUCAAUUAGGCGAAGCCAUAAAACGCUUCAGCCGAAGCAUUGAGCUCUGCGAUGGCUAUUUACGAGGUUACUAUGGUCUUAAACUUACUACGAAACAGCUUCUGGAUGACCCAUCCAAGGUAUCACAAGGCCGGACAACUUCUGAUGGGUUUGCUAUACCCGAUUCGGUUACACUUAGCAAACUUGAUGAAGUGGCCACCGAGAAACUCGCAGAGAUAGUCCGACGCAGCUCAUCAGGCGAAAAAGGUUGGCAGGGUUACGAUGAGGCUGAAGUCAAGGCAGCCAAAGAGCUUCUCGAGAAUGAUACAGCUGCGGUCAUCAGAUGA
Messenger RNA from Daldinia childiae, 969 nucleotides. RefSeq names its product TPR repeat protein oca3. Gene Ontology annotation, cellular component: EMC complex. NCBI's taxonomy places the organism in Eukaryota, Fungi, Ascomycota, Sordariomycetes, Xylariales, Hypoxylaceae. Gene Ontology annotation, biological process: protein folding in endoplasmic reticulum. Gene Ontology annotation, molecular function: protein binding. The record is from RefSeq and is a predicted model, not a curated record. The coding region runs from base 1 to 969 and encodes 322 amino acids. The transcript is spliced from 4 exons.